UUGUGUUAAUCAAAGGAGCUGCAUCUAUACAAAGCAGUUCAGCUCUCCCGGUUCCAAACAUCCAUGAAAAACCGGUAAACUCGGGAGUUGGAACAGUAAAGGACAAAAAUGAACCAAACAGAGCAAGAUGAUUCAGCAGAGCCAUUUCCAAUUAUUUUUUCUGCAGGAAGAGAGACAGAGGCUCCAGUGCCACCUCAGCACAGCCCCCCUCAAUAACUUCCCCUCAUUACCAUUGCUGUCUCUCUGCUCUGCAUUUGCAUUUUGCAUUUCUUGUGUUGGUGCUGCAUUCCCCUACCAAACCAACCCCAACAAAACACAGACUCCCAAAACCCCUAUAAACCAUUCCAUUCCCCCUCUCAUCAGUCCAAACUCCAAAGAUUGCAGCUUGAAGCAGAGUGGCAAUGGCGAGGGCCCCUACGAUGGUGAUCCAGGAAGACUACAUCGACAUGGACCUCACCCCUUCCUCGCCCCAAUGCUCGCUCCUGGAGUUCGAGUUCCAGAGCGCCAGCACCGGCGCCGGCGCAAGCAAGCACAGUAGGGCCACCGCCGCCGCCUACGCGUCGCCGGCCGACGAACUGUUCUACAGGGGCAAGCUACUGCCGCUGCACCUGCCGCCGCGGCUCCAGCUCGUGCAGAAGCUGCUGCAGGAGCAGCAGGUGCGCGUGCCGGAGAUCGCGGCGGCGCCCGCUGCGAGCGCGAGCAAGGCGGCUGAGGCAGAGGUAGGAGACGACGAUGAAGACGAAGAAGCCAAGGCGGGCGGCAAGAAGUAUUUCUGGUCCAGGAGACUGAAGCUGAUGAAGCGGUGGGCGUCGAGGGAGUACAUCAAGUCCUUCUUCUUCCUGGCCAAGCCGAGCGACCUCGGUGGUAUCGUCAAUGGCGGCUGCGGCGGCCGCGGGGAGAAAUCAAGCGUGCUGGAGCAGGACGAGCUCUGCAGCAGCAGCCACCGCAGGUCCUUCUCCGGCAUCAUCCGGCGGGUGCGCCUGGUGGUGGCCACGAAGGCGGCGCCGCCGGGGACCUCGCCGCUCUGCUCGUCGUCUUCUUCUUCGUCGUCGUCGACGCCGUCCUGCGGCAACGCGGAAGGGUUCUUCCUCCGGGCGAGGGCGGCGACGCCGGUGCUGAAGCGGAGCAGCAGCGCCGGGUCGGAGGAGGGGGCCAUCCAGGGCGCCAUUGCCCACUGCAAGAGGUCUCAUCAGCAGCUGCAGCAGGGGAGGAGGAGCGCCAGCGGCGUGGUCUUCUACUCCCUGGCCAACACCCCAAGGAUCUCCUCUUCUUCCUCCGCCGCCGCCGCCGCCAAUGAGGCGGCGCAAGAGAGGCAGGAGAUGAUGUGCAGGGGCUGACAGAUACCAUGGGAGGUCGAUUGAUCAAACAUCAAAGGAAGAAAAUCUCCUUUCUUUUUUCUGUUCAUUCUUUUCCUUCUUUCUUUCUGGUUUUGGGGAGGAAGAUGCUUGUGAAGAUGAUGCAAAUGUGUCUGUGAAUUGCUUGUGAGGAAUCAAGUGCUUCUCUUUGAUUUCCAGUGUCUGUUCUUGGUUCUUGCCCUUGUUCAUGUGCUUGGACCAAAUGAUCAAUAUUCAUUUCCAGUA
Molecule: messenger RNA, 1580 nt
Organism: Brachypodium distachyon (stiff brome)
Lineage: Eukaryota; Viridiplantae; Streptophyta; Magnoliopsida; Poales; Poaceae
Product: probable membrane-associated kinase regulator 3
Exons: 1
Coding region: 402-1337 (311 amino acids)
Cellular component (GO): plasma membrane
Molecular function (GO): kinase inhibitor activity
Source: RefSeq, a predicted model, not a curated record